CAUCCAAAUAAAGUUUGAAUAAGUAAUCUGGAUCGAUAUGCUAACGUUGACAUUGAAAUCCAAGGUAUACGUCAUUAUCAAGAAUCACCGAGAAGACCAUGUGACUUUUACUGUCAACAACGACACUCAUGACGAUAUGUCGUCUUAAAACUGUUUUAUUAGCAUUGUUUUUUUCUUUCUCUUUGCAGCGAUCCAAACGCUUUUGACUUUGACACCUUUUCCAUCAAGUGAUCCCAGCUCCUCAGACGACGAAACCAGUUUCAAUCGUCAAGACAUGCAUGCUGCAGGGCCAAGUGGCGAACAGGGGGUGGACGAUCAAAUUAAGAAUGAAAAGGAAAAGCAGUUAGAAAUAGCCAUAAGUCGUUGGGAAAAGCGAGGGCAUGUGGUGAAAAAGCAGCUAGAAUUACUCAAGGAAGCAGAAGGUCUUCUUCCGAAGGAAACGAUAGAAAGCAUGACAAAAGACAUGUUGGUCAGUAAUUAUCAAUCAGGUUUACACAUUGUUGACGUCAAGAUAGGCUGCGCUAUUCUUCACUUAGUUCCUCAAAAUAUGACAACUUUAGACAAGUUCUGGGGCGACUUUAAGUCUGGACAGCUCAGUAGUAACUUCACCGACUGUCUCAUCACUGAUGAGAUGCGAACACUUGCCGGGGAAGACUUGGCGGUGCGGGUCAUCAUGCUGGAAGAGCAGUACUGGCAGUGGACAGAAUAUUUCAAAGGAGGAGAAAUGGCACAGACAGUCCAGAAGUUUCAGAGUCUGACUGUGACCCCUGGAGUGAGAGCUACCACCUGGGAAACCUUUGCGGAAGAGUAUCUACCUGAUGACACAGAGCAGGUUAAAACACUGUUAGACAGUGCAUGGAGAGAUCCUGUAGUAGAACUUGUUGUAUUGAUCCCUUUCUUCUGGCCACAUAUCAUUACCUAUUGGUUAGAGAGAAAUCACACAUUCCCCCAAACCCUCACAGAGCUCUUGCAGUAUUCUCUAUGCAAUCAUUUUGGAAGACAAACUGGCAGCAAUUUGGAACAAGAACAUGUCUCUUUAUCUGAAAAGAUAACUGAAUCAUUGAUAUUGUUAGGAUCAAACGGGCUGGACAGCAUUGUGCAAGGCAACUGCAGAGAAAUAGAUCUCAAUGCAGAUGAAAGAAAGGGUUUUGACUCUGCAGUCUUUGGCCUAGUCACAUUGACUGAAACUAAAAGGUACACUUUUGUUAACACGUUCCUACAUGACUACUGUGUAGCACUGUACAUCAAGAAUGCUUUAGACAGAAUGACAGACAUGGCUGUACUUAACCAACUGGUACAGAAUGCAGGCAGGAUGCCACUUGUUUGUUUCUUCGUGAGUGGGCUUUUAAGUGACAGGGGUGGUGACUUUCUGUCAGCUUUGGCAAACAGUGGUGUGUUUAAUAGUCCAUUUGAGAGGGUAGAGACUUCUUUGAUAGCAUUGGCAGAAACAAAUCAUGUACAGAAUUUGUAUCCGUGUAUUGAAUCUAUCUUUGACGGAAGUGUUUUAGAUGUUUCUUCAGAGAGUGUCCUCUCCCUGUUGUUCACUUCAGCAGCUAUCAAGUUUAUCAACCAGUCUAAUGUGGUUCAGUCAGUCCGACUUUGUGAUCGAAGCAAACUGAAAAAAGAGGAGUCAAUGAUCUUUAGAGAAUUGGAAGAUGAACCAGAUAAAGAGUCUGUUUCGCUGUUCAGUAAUUUGUGGUCUGACGUCUCUGACAGAAAGUUCAUUCUGUUACUCCUGCAGUGUAUCCCUCUGUUAUUUGCAGUGAAAAAAGCAGGAAGUAAACUUAAGGGACCACUCAGGUGCAAAAUCUCUUUUAAGAAGUUAUGGAUCAGAAUGUUUCCAUCAGGCACAAUCAACAGCACUCAGAUGCUCCAGCUGACACAAGCUAUGAAGCUCAUGGUUUCGCUCACUUACCUGGAACUUAGUCAUUGGAAUUAUGUUCAGGGUGAUCUUGUUGGCCACAUUUCCCCAAGUACCAAAUACUCCAGUACAUCCAAACUCACUACUAGUGCAACAACUAUGUUAAUGCCCAGCUUGACAUGUCUUCCCUGCUUGCAGGACCUAGAGUUGAACAAGUGCAAUUUUGUAACUGCUACUGAACUGGAAGCCAUGUGUGACAGGAUUAAGGGCUCAUGGCAGUUGACCAAACUCAACAUAACUGUACUUCAGGCUGAAUGGAAUGAUGCAAUGGGUGUAGCAAUAGGAAAGCUGUUUCUUAAGCUACCUAGUUUAAUGGAGCUUGAGAUUGGUAAGGAUUACCAUGAACAAGGAAAGGCUCUUUCUCAUGCUGUGAAGCAUUUCAAUGCACUUAGAAAGCUACAAAGACUACGAUUGCGUGUAAAAAUGUCAGAUGUUGGGACAAAGCAAGCACUUGCAAGGAGUCUUCAUCACUUAGAAUGUCUAAAGGACCUCGAUCUUAGUUACAACGAGUUGUCAAAUGAUGGAUGCAUUUUGAUCACUGAAGCUUUCCACAAGAUGAGUUCAAUCGAACGUUUAACCCUUCGUUAUAACAACAUUUCUGUAUCUGGUGCAAAAUCAUUUCCAGCUCACGUUGGCUACUUGACCUGCUUAAAACACCUUGAUCUGGGUUAUAACAAGUUGUCAGAUGAUGGGUGUAUUGCGAUUGCAGAGGGUUUCCACUGCAUGAGGUCACUGGAGCGUCUUGGCCUCUCUUCCAAUGGCAUCUCUGAUAGGGGUGGUACAGUAUUGAUGGGAAAGAUAAGUUUCCUCCCAAGGGUACAUUGGAUAGACUUGCAUGGCAAUAAGAUGACUGAUGCUGUUGCUCAGCUUGUAGUUGAUACUGUGAAGAGAAUGGAAAGUCGGAUUCAUGUAAAUGUCAGCUCCAAUAGAUUCAGUAGUAAAGGUGUAAAAAUACUGAAACAAUGUCAUGGGGUUGACUCCAGCCAUCAAAAUAUACAUGUGCAUGAGCCAAUACGUCAUACUCUUAUGCAAACUAGCAUUUCUUCAUCUAAUUUUGUGUCUUCAUCUCAGUCAAUACCACCUCAUAAAGAAAGCAGUUAUAAAAGGUCUGCACAGUACUCACAGAGUGAUGAUCCACUAGAGACAAGCACACCUGAACUGUUUCACAAGGGAACUGAGGGUCAGACAAAUAGAAAUAUAGCAGACAGUAGAUAUGAAAUGUCUGCAGUUAGAAGUGACAUUGAUCCUGAAGGGGACGAAUCCAUGAAAGAAAAGGCUGAGGUAGUUGAGACAAGUAAAGAGAGAGAGAUGUCUGGUACAAAACCAAAGGAAGCUGGAAAAAGCAAAUGCAAUGUUAUGUAAACUAAAGUUAAUGUUAUGUGUAAUAUUUUUGAUAUGUUAAUGUAUGUACUGUGCAUGUCUUCUUGUUUGCCUGAUGUACAUACCAGCAAUGUAACAUGCUCAUUUUGUACUGUUUUCCUUGCAAUGUCAAUAAUACUGAUUACUAAUGUCAAUGUAUAUAUUGGAAUCUGCAAGAUUUUUAGGUGCAUUUCCUCCAAGAAAUUUCUAGUUUUCUCUUACAUAAAAGAAUGAUUUUAUGAGUCGAUCAAUACAACUGUCAAUCUCAAGUGAAUCAAAGUUGCUUUAAAUACAGUAAGA
Messenger RNA from Branchiostoma floridae (Florida lancelet), 3580 nucleotides. RefSeq lists its product as uncharacterized. Gene Ontology annotation, molecular function: protein binding. Bases 275 to 3283 code for a protein of 1002 amino acids. The transcript has 2 exons. NCBI's taxonomy places the organism in Eukaryota, Metazoa, Chordata, Leptocardii, Amphioxiformes, Branchiostomatidae. The record is from RefSeq and is a predicted model, not a curated record.